This is a messenger RNA of Doryrhamphus excisus (bluestripe pipefish), 3677 nucleotides long. It is a transcript of the gene camk1a, whose product is annotated as calcium/calmodulin-dependent protein kinase Ia. The record is from RefSeq and is a predicted model, not a curated record. Gene Ontology annotation, biological process: protein phosphorylation. Gene Ontology annotation, molecular function: protein kinase activity; ATP binding. Lineage: Eukaryota; Metazoa; Chordata; Actinopteri; Syngnathiformes; Syngnathidae.
CACCACGACGUGUCAGAAGCGCAGAAAGCGAGUUCUUGCUGCACCGUGCGUCCGAGGGGGAGACGCUCGUGCGCUCGUCUUGACGUCAGGAGGAGCACGAGCCGAGCGGCGCUGCGCACAAGCCCGGCCAGCAGCAGCAGCAGCAGCGCAUCACUGCCGGAGGCAAAGGAGCGCACAUCCCGGGCACAGAUCGCCAUUUCGCCGUAGCGUGGCGAAUCCAGUCAGCGCAGUAGGAUGCCUCUUGGAGAGGAUGGCAACGGAUGGAAAAAGAAGACGUCCGACAUUAAGGAAUAUUAUGACUUCAAAGAAGUGCUGGGAACGGGCGCCUUCUCUGAGGUGCUGCUCGCCGAGGAGAAGAGAACCCAGAGGCUAGUGGCCAUCAAGUGCAUCCCAAAGAAAGCUCUGGAAGGCAAAGAGAACAAUGUGGAGAACGAGAUCGCCGUACUACACAGAAUCAAGCACCCUAACAUCGUCUCGCUGGAGGACAUCUUUGAAAGCACAUCUCAUCUGUACCUCGUCAUGCAGCUUGUAUCAGGCGGCGAGCUGUUCGACAGGAUUGUGGAGAAGGGCUUCUACACGGAGAGAGACGCCAGCCAGCUCAUCCGCCAGAUCUUGGACGCAGUCAAAUAUCUCCACGAUAUGGGGAUUGUGCACAGAGACUUGAAGCCGGAGAAUUUGCUGUAUUACAGCAUGGACGAAGACUCCAAGAUCAUGAUCAGUGAUUUCGGCUUGUCCAAGAUCGAAGGAGCCGGCAGCGUCAUGUCCACGGCUUGCGGUACUCCUGGAUACGUGGCUCCGGAGGUCCUCGCCCAGAAACCGUAUAGCAAAGCCGUGGAUUGCUGGUCCAUAGGAGUCAUUUCGUAUAUUCUAUUGUGUGGCUAUCCUCCGUUUUACGACGAGAACGACGCCAAGCUGUUUGAGCAGAUCCUGAAGGCGGAGUACGAAUUUGACUCUCCCUACUGGGAUGACAUCUCCGACUCAGCCAAAGACUUCAUCUGCCACAUGAUGGAGAAGGAUCCUCUGAAAAGAUACACGUGUGAGCAGGCACUGCAGCAUCCAUGGAUCUGUGGGGACACGGCUCUGGACAAGAACAUCCACGAAUCCGUCAGCGCUCAAAUCAAGAAGAACUUUGCCAAAAGCAAAUGGAAGCAAGCAUUCAACGCCACGGCGGUGGUGCGCCACAUGCGUAGGUUGCAGCUGGGGACCAGCGUGGAGGGACCCAGUCAGAUCACUCCCACCAGCCCCUGCCAUGGACUUCUGCUGCCUGAAGAGGAGGAGGAUGAGGAGUUAGGGAACGGCGAGGAAGAGCGCUUGUCCCACUACAGCGACGGGCGGCGUGGAAGCGCCGACGGCAGCACGGACCGGGACAGCCUGAGGAGCUGCACCUACUGCUGCAGGCCGGCCAGUCGCAUCUGAGCACAACCUCACUUUCCUCUUUUUAUCAUCCGAACGAUUCAUUCCUAAACGAUGACAUUAGGAGUCCCCGCGGAGCAUCCAGAGCCCGUCCGCCCAGUCUGGCUCGGAAAUGGCUCAGAUCCAUGCGAACCUUAAUAGUUCUGUACUCGGGGCUCAGACUGGGUCGGCGUUGAGUGGUUCUGACCUGCAGUGUCUCUGCAUGCUGGGGAAAGGAAGUGAAAACAUACGGAGUCUAUUUUUCCUUCUUUAUUUUAUGGUUGUUUUGUUGACAAUCGAGGCCCAGACUGAGAUCUGACACAACGUUUGGCCCGGGAUCUCAGCGUGGGCGCUCGGCCUGCCCCGUGGCGUGCAACCUCUAUCGUGGAAGUCGGUCUCCUGUUUGCAUGACCUGGUGAAAAAUAUGUUUACAUGAAUGAUGCUCAUUUUAGUAUACACACACCAUGAAGAUGAUGAUUAUUGUUCUUCUUAUGACUACUCUGUUGUAUUGACGAUGUACUGCUGUCAUUUUUGAGCUAUAUAAUGUGAAGUGAGUAACACCAAAAAAAAAAACAAAAAACAAACAACAGCACAGUGGACGUAUUGUUUGACAUUUCUCUCAAAAAUCCUAUUUUUUGUGUGUGUUUUUGUGCACUCCAUCGACAAAAGUAUUGGGACAGAAUGCCACGUGGAAAAUCAGACGAAAAAAAUCAGCAGUUUGCAGCUAUAAGAGCUUCCACUAUUCUGGCGUGUCCCUAUAAUUUUGUCCGUUUUGUUUUCAUCUAAAUACCCAGGCAUAAAAAAUAUAUACAGUAAUCCCUCGUUUAUCGCGGUUAAAUGCUAAGUGAAUUUUCACUGAGUACGACUCAAUGUUCAUUGCGGCAUUGGCAUUAAAAAAAACUUCUAACUAUGCUUUUUAACAUUAGAGCCCUCUUGACAUGAAAUAACACCCCUAUAGUCAACUUUACACUUUUAUUACCCAGUAUAGUAGAUAUAAUCAGGGAAAAUUAGACAUAUUAGACGUAAAUAAGAUAACAAACUUAUCAUUGUACUCCAAUUGCGGCUUUAAAUAAAUAAGUAAAUAAUCUAUUUGAGACGGGAAUAAAACUGCUGUUUCCGGGGGACCCAGUGCCAAAUCACGUCGGAUGUUCCUAGCUGAGUUUUAGCUUGUCAUAUUGUUAUCGGAUUAUUAUUGUGUGAGAUUAAUUUAAAUUUACGAUUAACUAGCUGCUCUGGUGAUUACCUCACAUUUUAGCAACACAUAGUGGCCAAUUGCUGUGUAUUUUAGUUCACUGAGUCAUUUUCAUGCUAAAAAAUACUUAAUUUAGGCCAUGAAUGUGUAAUUUUCUGAACUACUAAAAGGCCAUAGUUCGCCACAAAACAGCGAUCAUUUAUGAAGUUAUUAUUUUUGGAAAAAAAAAAUGGAUAUCGUGAGAAAGUGAUAUUCAAACCGCAGUAAAGCGAGGGACAACUGUAUACCAGCAACAAAGAAAUUAGGAAAAAAAGGGAAACAUCUAAUUGUUCUCAUUGUGCAUGCUAGCCUUGGAAGUCGCUUCUCAUAUCCCCCCCCAAGCUCCUUUCACACAGCCUUCCCGCCUAUUUUUCCUUGAGGUGGUUCUAUAAGAACGCCACUGGCACGGAAUAAGGAGACAAAGCUGACCCGGCAACGUGUUUGGAGGUAGUAUCAUAGCCGUAAAAGAGGCGGGACGGCGUCUGUGUCUGUGUUAAAGGCACACAGUUGCUCCACUGUUACGGCUUUUUAAUUUCGCGGGAAUUCUGUGUGAAAGAGGCUGCAGGAACUUCAGUCACACCACCACGAUGCUAAGCCGCUUCCAUCCAUUUCAAAUACGACCCAAAUCUCCAAACACAGUAGAGUCCAGGAAAGCAAUCACUAUGUAUUUCUGCAAAAUAUGCAAACUUGUGUGUGAAGGGCUUCAUCGUCAUGUCAAAUAGCCAUCACUUUGAUACACUAUGACGACCAUGAUGAUGAUGAUGAUGACACUCUACAUACGUUUACUUGCACCAUCAAGCUUCAUUUCACCCAUCACCUCACCUCACCUCCAAAUGCAUCGAUUUCAAUCACUUGUAUAAAUAUAUAGAAAUAUAUACAGUAUAUAUAAAUAUAAGUAUAUAUUGUAUAUCCUUUUUUGUAAAGCUGUUUUGAGCUACAAACGUAUGGAUGCAAUGCAUCACGGCUUACUGAGCAAGAUGUAAGACAAAUACAAUGAUUUGUACCCACGGAAAGCAGGAAAUGAAAUAAAUCUUCCCUGUCUAUGCAUUGUCUG